Molecule: messenger RNA, 5157 nt
Organism: Purpureocillium lilacinum
Lineage: Eukaryota; Fungi; Ascomycota; Sordariomycetes; Hypocreales; Ophiocordycipitaceae
Product: swr1 complex component
Biological process (GO): chromatin remodeling
Cellular component (GO): Swr1 complex
Molecular function (GO): ATP binding; ATP-dependent chromatin remodeler activity; histone binding
Source: RefSeq, a predicted model, not a curated record
AUGCCCGAGACCGCGUCGCCCAAGGUCCAGCCGGCCGUGGCGGACCCGGAUUCCUCGAGCGACGAGCUGUCCCCGCCACCAGACGACGCGUCUAUUGAGGAGCUCAAGAUCGGAGAUGGCGGUUUCGCGUCGCUAACGGCAGAAGACGUCGAUGAAGACGCGACACCGCAUACAAAUGGACACGUGCCGGCAGAGCUCAACGGUCACCACGACGGCUCCGACGACGACAGCGAGCGCCCUGCGAAGCGUCGCAGGACCCGAGACUCGACACCUCCCCCGAUAGUGCGGAAAAUUAAAAUUGAGUCGCCACCGUGGAAGAAGGUCGAGGCCGACGGGCCGACAUCCUACACUGAAAACGGCCGCCGCAAGUCCGGCCGAAUCAACACUCUACCCAUCGAGUUCCAGCCCCCAGGAAAGAAGCGGUUGACGAGGCAGUCCAUUGGGGGCAAGCCUUCUGGCACGCCAAAGAAAGACACAACACCGGCGUCGAUCAAGGGGUCCAAGUCGGUGCCCGCUAAGGAUAGAACGGCGAAGAAGGCAGCGUCUACACCAAAGUCCGCUUCCAAGAAGCCUGCAGCCGAACCCAGGCUCUCGAACCGGCCGCGGCGGCGUACGCCUUCCCCUCGACCUCAACCAACACGCCACUCGACCCGUCCGCGACGAGCUUCACGCCUUGCUGCCGAUUCCGAUACGAGCCCCGUCAACGACUCCAAAUUCGGCUACUACGAUGCCAGCGGUCGAUCGCCCCGGUCUAGAUGGCGCAUCACGCCGGGCGUCAUUCCUCUGGUCCACCCCGACCAGGUGCGGAAAAGGCCCAAGAUCGGCACGAGCUUCGAGGAUUUCUGGGCGCGCGCGGGUGACAUUCCCGUCGAAGAAGGCGGUCUGCAGGCAUCUGAAGAUGGACCGCCAUACACAGACGACGUUGCGUUCAAAGAAGCGCAAACGAUCCUGCGUAUCGAACACGAGGUCGAGCCGGGCGGCCUGCUCUCCAGGGAACGAUGCUCCCUCUUUGCGCCCGAGAGUGAGGAGGAGCCGCCGCGGCAGUGGGCGCGUCGGGAUCACAUGGUCAAGGCCAUGUCCAAUUUCCGCAAGCUGCUCCUCGCAGAGCAACAACGCCACCGUGCGACAGCCAAGAAGCUUGCCGAGGCGUGCCGCGACGAGUGGUUGCGGCGACAGCCCAAGUCGGCCGAGCAAGUCGAAGCCGAAGAACGCGACAAGUGGAUACUGAGGUACAGACUGGUCAUCAAAGCGCUCUUUGGGACAUGGGAAAACGUCAAGGCCCAAGUUAACCAGAGGCGGCUCGAAGAAUGGGAGGCGGAGGAGCAGCGACGAGUCAAGGCGGCGCUCAACGAGGCUGUCAGCUUGUCCGAACAGAAACUCCAGGCUCGACGCGAGCUGGACUCUGGGAUUCCAUCCGACGAGGACGGCUUCGACGACCUCAGCGACGACAUGAGCGGCAGCGGAAGCGAUGGUGACGAUGAUCUCCUUUCGGACGAAGACGGCCACGACGACGCCGAUAGCGACAACAUGUCCACCUCGGACGAUGACGAAGGAGAUGAUCUCAAGGACGUGGCGGACGAGGCACUGACGCAGGAACAGCUGCGAGCCAAAUACGCGAAUAUCCCCGAUUUGGAGCCGCCAGCGUCUGAUCAAGACGACCGAACCAGCGCCGAUCCCGCCGCAGCCGAAACGGACGCCGAUGCCGCGCAUGAGACCAGCGACGAAUCCGUGGACAUGGAUGACGAUCUUGGUUCCAGCGAUAUGGGCAGUGACGACGACGGCGUAUCAGACGACGGCGACGAGUCGGCCGAUGAGUCUGAAGGCGAGGCCGGAGGCUUGCUGGGGCUGUUCUUUGGCAAAUCCGAAUUGAAACAAAUCAAGGAUCAGGCUCCAGCAGACACGCCCAUGACAAACGGAAAUGACACCGACGUUGUCGACGCCGAUAUCAAACGGACAGACGGCGCCGAGGAGGCCCUGCCGGGCACCAACGGCGCCGUUGACGACGACGAUGCCAUGUCGCUCGUCCGCUUGCCAGAGUCCGUGAACGGUGACGCCUUUGAGGAUGACCAAGCGGAUGGGGCACUAGUCGAGGGCGCGACGGUUGAGAAGCAAACCUCUUUGGCGACAGCUGAUGACCUGGCUCCCGUCCAGGACAAGGACGACGAGGAUGACAAGGAGUACGUCCCGGAGCAACAGUCCAAUGGCGACGCACAGCGAAAUACUUCUCCUGCCGAGGAUGUGUCUAUGGCAGACGUCGACCAGCCAGGCGAUGCUGGUGAGCAAGAAGCUCUGACCGAGAAACCCGCCAGUCCUGAGACCGAGCCGGUUACGAAUCCAGCCAGCCGAGACCCCAGUCAAUCACCAGCAACGUCAGAAACGAAGCCUUCCGAUGUCGACGGUGCCUCAACAGCCGAUCUCGCUGUUGCCAAAGUGGGAAAAAGCCGAUCCCCGUCGCAACCGGCAUCAGAGAGCCACAAGACUGAAGUCCCUUUUCUUCUCCGCGGCACCUUGCGCGAGUACCAGCGUGACGGCCUCGACUGGUUGGCUGGUCUAUACGCCAAUAGCACAAACGGUAUUCUCGCAGACGAAAUGGGUCUGGGGAAAACCAUCCAAACUAUUGCUCUGCUUGCCCACCUUGCAUGCAACCACGAGGUUUGGGGCCCUCACCUCGUUGUCGUGCCCACUAGUGUGAUGCUCAAUUGGGAGAUGGAGUUCAAGAAGUGGUGCCCCGGCUUCAAGAUUCUUGCGUAUUACGGCUCACAGGAGGAACGCAAACGGAAGCGCCAAGGCUGGAACAACGACGAUAUCUGGAACGUGUGCAUCACGUCGUAUCAACUGGUGCUCCAGGACCACCAGGUGUUCAAGCGGCGACGCUGGCAUUACAUGAUUCUCGACGAAGCGCACAACAUCAAAAACUUCAAGUCUCAGCGGUGGCGCACGCUCCUCGGGUUCAACACGCAAGCGCGACUCCUGCUCACAGGUACGCCUCUGCAAAACAACCUCACCGAGCUGUGGUCCCUCCUGUUCUUCUUGAUGCCGUCAGAGAAUGGUGUCGGCGGCUUUGCAGAUCUACAGGAGUUUCAGGACUGGUUCCACAAGCCCGAGUCACAAAUCUUGGAGAGCGGCAGGGAGCAGAUGGACGAAGAAGCCAAAGCCAUCAUCUCAAAACUUCACAAGGUCCUACGCCCUUAUCUGCUCCGACGUCUGAAGGCCGACGUGGAAAAACAGAUGCCAGGAAAGUACGAGCAUGUUGAGUUUUGUCGCUUGUCAAAACGUCAGCGAGAGCUCUACGAUGGCUUUCUUUCCCGAGCCGAUACCAAGCAAACACUGGCAUCGGGCAAUUACAUGUCCAUCAUCAACUGCCUCAUGCAGCUUCGCAAGGUCUGCAACCACCCGGAUCUCUUCAUCGACCGGCCCAUCAUGACUUCGUUCCGUAUGGCCCGAUCUGUCCCUACCGAAUACGAGUUUACGGAGCGCACGGUGCGGCGCUCGCUGCUAGCAGCACCGCCCAUGGCAAAGGUCAACCUCGGUUUCUUGAACCUGAUCCCUACAGAACACGAGCAGCUGUCCAGUGCCAGAGCGGAGCGAAUCGCGCAACUGAGCUCGCACCGGACGCUGAUGGACCUCAGGGAGACGCAACGGGGCCGCGCCCAGAGCUCGUGCAUGACCCUCGACCCGUCGACGGUAGAAUCCACCAUUGCCUACCUCGAGGGCGCAUCUCGGUGGGGGCGUUUCGAAGAGCUCCAGCACUGCGUCUACCUCAAUGCCCUCCGCCGUCAGCAGAGGCCCAUCUAUGGCGAAAGUCUGCUAAAGCUCGUCAACAUAGAGGCACACCGACGCCCAUGUCGACCGCGUCCAAAGGUGCCUCGGAAGAUCAUGGCUUGGUUCGAGGACGACUCGACAUUCGUUCGCAACUUGAUUCCAAGCCUCGACCAGCGAGCCGAUAGCUUCAAGACGACAAUUGAGAAGUUUUCGUGUGUGACGCCGGCCGUCGUGACGCGCGACCUCGAACAGCCAAUGCUUGGCCGAAAGGGCGUUGAGGCGUUCACAGACGCUGACCUGAAGCUGUCGGCGCCCGUCCGAUGGGCCCCGUUCAUGCCGAAAGAGGCGCCGCCAGAUCCGUGGCAUGAGGCUCGCAUGCGUCUUAGCAUCCAGUUCCCGGACAAGCGGCUGCUCCAAUACGACUGCGGCAAGCUCCAAGUGCUCGACAAGCUCCUCCGCAGACUCCAAGCAGGCGGCCAUCGGGCGCUCAUCUUCACGCAGAUGACCAAGGUCCUGGACAUAUUGGAACAGUUCCUCAACAUCCACGGCCACAAGUACCUACGGCUCGAUGGUGCGACCAAGGUGGAGCAACGCCAGAUCUUGACUGAUCGAUUCAACAACGACCCUCGCAUCCUCUGUUUCAUUCUGUCAACCAGAUCUGGCGGGUUGGGCAUCAACCUGACUGGCGCCGACACGGUCAUCUUUUACGACCAGGACUGGAACCCAGCCAUGGACAAGCAGUGUCAGGAUCGUUGCCACCGAAUCGGACAAACGCGCGAUGUGCAUAUCUACCGGCUCGUCAGCGAACACACGAUUGAGGCCAACAUCUUGAGGAAAGCAUCGCAGAAGCAGAUGCUGGACGAUGUCGUCAUUCAGGAGGGCGAGUUUACGACCGACUACUUCAAUCGCGUGUCCGUCCGGGACGUCUUGGGUGAGAAGAUUGAUUUCACGAGCGAGGGUGUGGCGGCCGCGGACGCCGCGCUCGACCGCGUCCUAGGCGGGCCUUCGGAGAGCAAAGACCAGCGCACCGUGGGCAGGGUUCUCGAACAAGCCGAGGACAGGGAAGAUGUGGCGGCAGCGAGAAUCGCCGAACGCGAGAUCCAGGCAGACGAUGCCGACUUUACUGAGAAGCCCAGCGGCCCCGCUUCGGGAGCAUCGACGACACGGCAAGGCACCCCCGCCAAGUCGGUACUUGACGGCAGCGUUCUGGAUGGCGUUGACUCGGUGCAACUGGACGAGGACGCGGAGUACAACGCCUGGGGUGACAGGGUUGGCAACAUUGACGAGUACAUGCUCGGAGUCAUGGCGGCGGAGCUCAAGGGCACGAAGCUGGAGCUUCCCAAGGACAAGAAGAAGAGCAAGAAGAAGAAGGGCAAGGAUACGCGAAAGCGAUGA